AAUAAAAGAUGGAGCAAGAUUUUUAACUUAGUUCCAAACUGCUUAUUUUUUGUUCAGUUUUUUUAUUUUAUUUAUUAAAUUCUAAUAUUUUUGAGGUGUUUUUUACUAUGCCUAUUAUCUAUGUAAUGUAUAUUGUAUACUAUGAGGUUUUUUUUUUGCAAUCAUUUUGUUUUCAAUUUUGGACUGUAAGUUUGCAAUUAUCUAUUUGACCCCAAAAAAAAUCUGGAUUUCUUUGGGAGCGAAUACGGUGUAGAUACAGAAGUGAGAUGACGAGGUUGCUAUCGAGGACGUUCCCGUCCGUGAAGCUCCGCGAUACCAACCCUAAAGCUUCCGAUUUCAAAAUAUUGAAAAACCCAAAAACCCAAGUUCCGAUUUCAUCAUCCUCUUCGCAAGAAUCGCAAGAGAAUUUGAAGAUCCCAAAUCCCAAAUCCUGGUCUGUUUAUCUCAUUCUCUCCACAAACGAACCCAUCAAAACAUAUGUUGGAAUCACCACAGAUUUUGCUCGCCGAUUAAAGCAGCACAAUGGUGAAAUUAGAGGUGGUGCAAAAGCUUCAAGUUCAGGAAGACCAUGGCUUUGUGCUUGUAUCAUCACUGGAUUCACUUGUUUAAGCCAAGCUGCCUCGUUUGAAUCGAAAUGGAAGCUCUUCUCAAGAAAGUUACCGCGGAGAAAGAAAGAUGAGGAGAUGAGUCAGAGUGAUGCUUUGCUUCAACACCGUAGGAGAGCAUUGGAUAAAGUCGAGGAAUCACUUGACUGCAGUCAUCUUGAAACUAACUGGAAAAUCUAACCAGGUAUCCAACCAACUACUAACUGAAUUUAUCAGUGGAAUCACCGAAGUUCUUUGCAGCGCAUGAGUUCCCUUAUGUAAUGAAUAUUUAUGUCGAGACAUGAUGACGAUAGGGAAAAGAGUGUAACUAGCAUUUAGGUUUUACUUGUUUGAAAACUACAUUGCACAACCCCAUGAACAUUGAUUUCUUACAGCUGUUGUAACUUUUAAGGAUGAUACACCAAAUACAAAGCAAUUGUAAUCAAGAUUGGUUGAUUCAGUUUUUAGUUUUCUU
This is a messenger RNA of Capsella rubella, 1059 nucleotides long. Its product is annotated as structure-specific endonuclease subunit slx1. The coding region runs from base 267 to 785 and encodes 172 amino acids. Gene Ontology annotation, cellular component: Slx1-Slx4 complex. The record is from RefSeq and is a predicted model, not a curated record. Lineage: Eukaryota; Viridiplantae; Streptophyta; Magnoliopsida; Brassicales; Brassicaceae. Gene Ontology annotation, molecular function: crossover junction DNA endonuclease activity; 5'-flap endonuclease activity. Gene Ontology annotation, biological process: double-strand break repair via homologous recombination. The transcript has 3 exons.